Molecule: messenger RNA, 4449 nt
Organism: Ophidiomyces ophidiicola
Lineage: Eukaryota; Fungi; Ascomycota; Eurotiomycetes; Onygenales; Onygenaceae
Exons: 5
Coding region: 1-4449 (1482 amino acids)
Biological process (GO): regulation of transcription by RNA polymerase II
Cellular component (GO): mediator complex
Molecular function (GO): transcription coregulator activity
Source: RefSeq, a predicted model, not a curated record
AUGGAGUUCCCAACAGCAGCGGUAACUAAUUUUCGGAUGACUGAUGUAUAUUCUACCAUACAUUGGAGAAUAUACGCCGUUGACACCCGCCAAGCAUCAUCCUCGGAAGCAGAACGGCUAGGCAUACCUAACUCAACUUUUGUGAAUGAACUUGAAUUCGUAGUGCUUGAAUUACGAAAUCGAGGCUGCCUUGUGGAAACUGUUACUGGCAAGGAAGCUUUCUGGAUCUUUUCUCACGAUGGCGAAUUCGAUAAGCUCCUGCGAUUUUCCACCGUGGAAAAUGACCGCUCAAUUAACUCUCUUCAAAUCAAUGGAAUCUCGUUUAAACAACUCCAUACAGACUUUACACCAUUGGCUUAUCUCAUGAAACGACUUGUGACAGAACCUCAUGGUGGUAUUUUCUCCCCUUUAAUUCAACAGACACUAGCGAAUGCCAAAGCGAAUUAUCCUAUCAAUCGGGAAGCAGUAUCUUCUUCAGCCUUCUAUAAAGCAUUGACGACUGCCAUCGCCGGGCUGCUUUCACUUCGCGCAACACAAGUCCAUGGAGCAAUACCGCUUGGAAAAAGAUCGAUUUUUACAACAAAAAAAUCAACUAAAUUAUCUACUAAGCAUGACCACACAGAUCAUCUCCCUUUAGGAUGUACAUCACUACUCUCAACCCUUAGUAUUGAAUUGAGUUUCAAAACUUUAAUUCUCUCCUGGCGUACUGCUUCACAGGAUGGAUUGCAGCAAUUGCUCCCAUAUUUGAAAUUGAAAGCUGAGAAUAACAUAUCGUUGCAUGAAACAAUAUGGUUAGCACCAACAGGCCUUGCCUGUCGAUUUGUCGGCCUUGACACAAGCAUUUCAAGUGCUUCCCAGUGCGCGCCAUCUAGUGAUAACUGCACUUCUGGGUCUAAACUAAGAGGUCUCUCAGUGUAUCCUAGAGAAUGGAAGACAUAUGUUUGUCUCUGGCUUCACAAACUUGCACUCUGCUCAGAGGACCCAGAGACAGAGAAAUGGAUUGAAGUAGAAACAUUAAAUUCACUGGGUGCGCAAUUGUAUGAAGGUGAAAGAAAAAUUAGAAAGGUUGCUACAUAUCAAAAGUUUCUUUGGCCCGCUCGCCUGUGUUUCAAACGCCUGGCAAAACAGCCUCAAAAUCCUCCAAGGAGCAUUGAAUACUUACAAGGUAGAACAAUGGACCCUUUACACUUUGCUGAAAAGUGGUUCAAGAUUGCAACCUCAGAGGAAACCUUAGAAAGUAAAAAAGCUGUUCGAGAAACACAGAUGUCGGAUGCCCCGCCCCUUGGAAUGACAGCAACUCCAUCUAACAGCUCUGACUUAUCAACAAGCCUAGCACGAAAAAUAAAUCUCCCUGAAUUAUCUUCUGGUGCUGUAUACCCUACUCCACCCGACGGAACCAGUGGAAGUAAUCAAGGACCUGCAUACGAUGGCCUGAGCAUCCUUGGAGUACCGGCUGUGAGUCACAAUCGCGAUCAAAAUGAAUCCAGUACUAUGAGCCCCGGUCUGUCUAAUACUGGUCGACUUGCCGCAUCUGCACCUUUACCCGGUGUUUGUGAAACAGCAUCCACUAUGGAAAUUGGCUCGGGAAUGUAUGAUACCGCAGCAGAUGAGGGUCUUUUUGACGAACUUGAUAACUUUGAAGCGAAGGAAAUUACUGAGGCAGAUUUCAAUUUCUUCGACGAGCCAGAUUUAAGUGAUAUGGAUAUAGAAAAAAGCGAUGAUGCACACCAGGAUUCUCGAGAGGCCCUGAAGGUCGACAACAUCAAGCCUUUAGCAGGAAUUGAUAUCGAAGCCGAAACAGGUCCUAUUGGGGACCAAAGAGCGGAAUCCGCCCGGCUGGAAAUUCCCCAACAUCACCCAGAUUCGCUGCAUCCUUCACCGAUGUUUUCAGAAGUGGAACCUUCGGCUGACCGUCGUGGCGACAGUGUGUUAGGAUACGAAGACUCGCUCCCCACCCUCAGCCCGCUACAUAUAAAAGAGAUAUUAUUUUCUGACAAUCAUUUCUCGUCUCCUACCAUAGAGCAUCGAUCCGCAAGUAUUAAAAAUACAAGGAAAGCUGGACGCGACUAUGGCCCCAUUCUUUUCAGAAAGGAUUUACUGGCCUCAGAUGAGAAAUAUGGAAUAAAUGGAAAAUUUUGGUUCGUGGCUAGUAGUGAUAGUCCAAAAGCCAACGAUACUACCAAAUUACACGUAUCUGAGAUCCCAACGCUCGGUAUUCCGGAAUUACGAACCAAGACACCGCAUGUUCAUGGCUCCACGGCAGAAUCUGUAUCUGGCGUUCGGCCUCCUUCUCCCUCCACAACGGAAUCUAGCGAAGACGAAAAUGAAUUUGGUAACACCCCCCUAUCCUCAGACAAUAUCAGCCCUUCCUUUCGCCUUUUCUUAGAUAGAAAAGACAAUGGGCAAGUUUUUCAAGAUAAGGACUUUCCGUCACCUUUAGAUAAUUCAAGUACCAACACUGGAGCAUCCAGAACAGGAAUGGAUGCAAACACGCUUUUACUGCUGCGUAACCUUGUUUUUCGAGGCACCGAUUGGUCAUUUGAUGGCCUAUUUCCAGUGACGUGUAGGUAUCUUCCUACGCUCCUUCAAAAAAAAGACUUGAUUCAAGUUGCCCAACUUGUACUUGACCAAAUUACGCAAUCCAGCCUUCGUCAUACCUCCAGCACAAACGUUGACAGUGAUAUCAACUUCGAAGACGACAUUCUUCCAUUGAGCGUUACCGACGAGGACACUUGGCAUGGAGAGUUUAGCACAGUUAAUCUAAAACGCUACACAGCAGUUGACGAAGAUACUUGGGUCCCUGGACCGCGCAAAGAUCCUAGAUACAUUACCCUUGGCUCUAUGUCAAAAUUAGACCCUCCCCAUAUUCAUAUUCAUCGAGGAAAAAAUUUUCUUGAUGUUCUACCUCCUGCUGUUUUAUUUUGGGAACCGUUCGGUUUUGGGCCUACGCAAGGACAAAAAGACAUUAUUUCAUACUGUAUUCACCCUCAAAGUGCAAAAAAGGGAGCAGAGGCGUUUCUUGAGAGUUUAGGCUCGUCAUAUUCCAGUGCUAGCCUUGGGCAGCAUUCUCUUCCUCCCGAUUCAAAUGGACUAAUUUCGUGGGAGUUCGAUUCCAAAAUCAAUCAAGAUUAUAAUGCAGCUAUGGAUAGACUGCGGCAUACAUGCGAAUAUUUAGGAAGCCGCAUCUCAACGAUAUCCCCCGGUAGCAACAACAUAGUUGUAUAUAUUGUGAAUCCGUUCUCCCACGAGGCUGCGAUCGUUGACAUUUGCGCAGCUUUCGUCUGUCUCUUUCGAAAAUAUAUGUCCAAUCUUGACAAACGAACUAUUGCACUAAACGAAAUUGUUCUACAAAUUGUGCCACUCUCAUUUAUUGCUUGUUUAGCGUCACUUGUGGUGCCUCCUCCGCGGGAUUAUUUGCACUUAGCAUUCGAAGUUUAUGGUCGCUGUCCCCCCAAAAAUCGCUCCGCCGAUCGCCUAGCUUGUGCACCACCUUUUACGCUUGCGAAUUCCACACCUAGAAUCAUCCCUUUCAAACUUUCAGCAGAUCCCGGCUCACCCUUGGCUGAAAAGAAUUCUAUUCAUGUUGCGCUUUCACACAGCCCCGACCAACGUUGGAUUGCAGUUUCGUGGACUGACAAUAUUGGAAAAAGUCAGUUAACAAUGGCUUACUGCUUACGCCAAAAAGGCUCCAGUGUUUCGAGACCCAUUUCCGAAGUCAGGGCCGAUAUAUGGGAUAUCACGCGUGAUAUUAUUAACAAUUCCCAUUCCUUCUGGCGAGUAAUAAUGGUCAAGGAUGACCCAGUUGAGCCAGAAGAAUUAGAAGCUUGGAUAUCGCUUGCUCAGCAGCAUAACCAAACAAGACUCACCAAAAUUGAGUUGACCCUUCUCAAUAUUAACAUUAAGCCAUGCCUUCGCCUUAAGAUCCCUCCACCGCCUCUUCAGAUUACCCCAUUACUCACUACCAACAUUUUUACUCCGGUUUCAACUCCGAAUCUCAGCAUGCCCUCGCCAGACCCAUCUGCCGCAGCACCUACACCUCCCCCAUCUUCCGAGCAAGUCCAAACACCCACCACCCAGAUACCCGAUGCCCCCAAUUCCGACACGCUUCUCAUCGACAAGUCUGACGACACAUGGUCAAUCACACUAUCUCAUCGAAUUAACAUUUCUCCUUCUUUGACUCGCUACCACCCCUCUCUUGCUAGCGGAUAUCUUAUCCGCCGUAGUGGUACUAGUGAUACAACAGGGCAGGCAUCACUGUGUUUAAAUGUUGCAUUUACAAAUGCUCGUCUGCCUAUUGAGAUGCUAUUGAAGGAUAUAUUACGCGUGUAUCGUGACCUAUCGACUCUGGCUAGGACAAAAGGCAUUGUCCAUGCGCAAGGGGACGAUGUCUUACCAUGGCACGUCUCUACAGCAGUGAGAGGAAGGGAGUUUCUAAGCCUGGUUUUGUAG